CCGGGGCUCUGACUCAACAGCAUUGAGACAUGUUUCUAAUCGCUGGCGUGCCCUGCGCUCAAGAUCCCAGCGAAAUCAGAUUUCCUGACGUCCGUUGGAACAUUAAGCCCCGGAGUUGCUUUGGGCACUGCUGGCCGUGCAAUGCCUUCCAGGUUCUUUCUCAUGGCUCUGGCGGCCCUCCUCUCGGUCGCCCAGGUGGUCGUAGAGGCCAGCUCCUGGUGGUCGCUAGGUAUGAAUAACCCUGUUCAGAUGUCAGAAGUAUAUAUCAUAGGAGCGCAGCCUCUCUGCAGCCAACUGGCAGGACUGUCUCAAGGACAGAAGAAAUUGUGCCACUUGUACCAGGACCACAUGCAGUACAUCGGAGAAGGCGCCAAGACGGGCAUCAAAGAAUGCCAGUAUCAAUUCCGACACCGGAGAUGGAACUGCAGCACGGUGGAUAACACCUCUGUCUUUGGCAGGGUCAUGCAGAUAGGCAGCAGAGAGACGGCCUUCACCUACGCUGUGAGCGCUGCAGGGGUGGUGAACGCCAUGAGCCGAGCCUGCCGCGAGGGCGAGCUGUCCACCUGUGGCUGCAGCCGGGCUGCGCGCCCCAAGGACCUGCCCAGGGAUUGGCUGUGGGGGGGCUGCGGCGACAACAUUGACUAUGGCUACCGCUUCGCCAAGGAGUUCGUGGACGCGCGGGAGAGGGAGCGCAUCCACGCCAAGGGGUCCUAUGAGAGUGCCCGAAUCCUCAUGAACUUGCACAACAACGAGGCGGGCCGCCGGACGGUGUACAACCUGGCCGACGUGGCCUGUAAGUGCCACGGAGUGUCCGGCUCCUGCAGCCUCAAGACGUGCUGGCUGCAGCUGGCAGACUUCCGCAAGGUGGGCGACGCCCUGAAGGAGAAGUUCGACAGCGCGGCGGCCAUGCGGCUCAGCAGCCGGGGCAAGCUGGUGCAGGCGAACAGCCGCUUCAACUCGCCCACCACGCAGGACCUGGUCUACAUCGACCCCAGCCCCGACUACUGUGUGCGCAACGAGAGCACGGGCUCCCUGGGCACGCAGGGCCGCCUCUGCAACAAGACCUCCGAGGGCAUGGACGGCUGCGAGCUCAUGUGCUGCGGCCGCGGCUACGACCAGUUCAAGACCGUGCAGACCGAACGCUGCCACUGCAAGUUCCACUGGUGCUGCUACGUCAAGUGUAAGAAGUGCACGGAGAUUGUGGACCAGUUCGUGUGCAAGUAGUGGGCGCCCACCGGCCCCACGCCCAAGACCCACUUAUUUAUAGAAAGUACAGGGAUUCUGGGUGGUGUUCUUUUUGAUAUUCUGUUUCCACACCCCCCCCCUACAACUGAAACCCCUCUACCCCUCCUCCCCUUUUCUCUGCCCCUUCUGUUCCUCUCGAAGAACUCUGUACUUUAUUAUUAAUAUUAUAAUUAUUAUUUGGCAAUAUUGUGGGGGUAGGGAAGCCAGAAGAAGUAUUUAUUGUGUCGAUCUUUUAAAAGGUAAUGCAAAACCAAUUUGGAUGGCAUCGGAGCAGGGGAAUCGCACGCACAGUCUGUGCACCGCGCAGGGCUUAUGGGGCGCAUCCAGACGGUACAGGAAGCCCGGGGACUGGUGUGGAUCGGUAGGAAGAGGCUGGACCGCAGGGGACAGAUCCACGCUCGGUUCAGCCUCGGCGACCCCAAGGAACGGUGGAUGCCCUGCGGAAUGUACAAGGUCCCUCUGGGGUCUUGAGAAAUAGCAGCAAGAAAAUGAGAGAGCUUCCCAAGGGGGCCUGCCUGCCUGCCUGCUUUUUUUGUGUUUUUCAAAUGGUGGUUUAAAAUGUUAAGAGUAAGAAUCUCAUCGUCCUGGGCGAGGGCCGGGGAGCUGUCGUACAUUCCCACCCUUCAGCAAAACGAUGAUCCUGCUCUGAUAGACAGGGAAACUUGGACAGUAGAGAGAAACAACCCCAGAAAUUAAAAAAAAAUUUUUUUUAAGAGGAAAGGGAGCAAGCAACAAACCUUCCAAUAUCUCUGUUACGACAGCGACUUAAACCGUGUCAGGAACCCUAACCCUUCCUGUUGGAGAAGAACCCUCCCCCCCCAAGGAUUCUUGGUGCUAGACUUCAUGUGGGGGAGAGGCGUCGGCUUGGUUAUAUGAGAAAACAUCCUGUAAUGUCAACAGGAUGCUUGGUUAAUACAUGAUAAUACUGUAGUGAAAAGGACCCCGAUUCUAUUCACAGUUCCGCAGCCCGGGCACCCAGCGACUGACAAGCCACACAGCUCAUUACUGCCCGGAGCAGAAGAGCUGGCUGACAAAGAAGUUCCGUUAGAUCCGCUCUCUGCCCUUGACCCGCAAGCCUCCUCUGACUCCUCCUGGCUGGGCUGCGGGCCCCAGUUCCAAAGGGCAGCUCUCCACGGGCCCCUCCAGGGAGGAGAAAUGAAAGCUUAGGAGUCCACUUGGGAAAUAGUUCACUUCUUUGGGGGGUGGGGGGGUCCCCUAACACUUCUUGUUUGAGGAUCAGUCCUUUUCUAUUUUAUUGUACCUCCAGGACGAGUGGGGUUCAGAGAUGUGUAGCAGCCCCUCACACCUUGUUCCUGUGUUUAGACUAUCCACUUGAGCUUUUCCUAGCGUACUGCAGGUGUACCCCAAACUGUUCCUAGUGUACCGCAGGUGUCCCCUAAACUUCCUAGUGUACUGCAGGUAUACCGCAAACUGUUCCUAGUAACUGCAGGUGUACCCCAAACUGUUCCUAGUGUACCUGAGCAGUUACAUUUAUAAGGAGGGGAAAUGUGGUCUAAAGGUGCCUGAUAUCUCAGUCUUUUGUACAUAGCACAUAUAUAUAAUAUACAUAUAUAAAUAUAAAUAUAAUUCUAUCUCCGUGCGUCCAGUGACUCACAGUUUACUCUGGGGUUCUCUCUCUGUCUGGGAUGCCCUGGCCCCUUCUUGCAAUCCAGGUGGGAUCUUUGCUGCCAGUGUUCCUGGUCUUUGCCUGUCAGUUGGGAGUCUGAUGCCUCCCUCGUCCCUGUCUUGAGCACCAAGGAGCAGCCCAAUUUGGGGGAGGCAUCUUGAAGGUGUGGCUCUGAAAGGCAUGUUAGUUUGAAGAUGUGUUUGGUCUUCCCUGUGCCCCCCCGCCCCCCACAACUUCCUACUGACCCCCUGUUAUUCAGCCUCUGUGUCUAUAUACUUUCCAGAGAGGGCAUUACUGGUUCGUCAGAGACGUGGAAACUAAGACUGAUUCAAAACUCAGAAGCAUCGCUAAUGUGUUUUUUUGUUUUUCUGUGGUUCCUUCAGCACAGGGGACAACGGUGGCGCAGUGGUGAAGUGCUGGCCUGCCGCCCAGGGGUAGGCAGUUCAAACCCACCCGCUGCUCUGUGGGAGACAGGUGUGGCAGUCUGCUUCCACGGAGGUCACUGCUGCACUCCAUGGGGCAGUUCCGCUCUGUCCUGGAGGGUGGUGGGGUCAGGGUUGACACCACAGCAGUGGGUGCAGGCGGCUCAUUAAAGUGACAGCUAGUUAUUUGGGUUUCAUUUUUUUCGGUUUGUUUAAAGCAGGGACACCUGUUUACCACAGUGGCCAUCGUGUGUCCUGAUGUGUGCCUUCUGACCUUGGAAAGGUGCCCAUCGGUGGCGCCCAGCCCCCUCAGCCGCUCUUAACUUAUUGCACAAGGCUACCCCGCCCCCGCCCCCGUUGCAGGGAGUCGCAAAAGAUCUUGAAAUUAAAAAGCACUAACCAGCUUCAAGCGUCACUUUUUUGGUUUUUAUUCUACAAAAACCAGGAAGAGGUGGUUUUAGUUUGCUAAGUGAGAUUUUGUUUCUUUUGAGUAAUUCCUGUUGAUGAAGAGAGCUGAGUUUAACAACCUUAGCUUUUAAGAGAUACUAUUUAAUGUAAAAUAGUCUACUUGCCAUUCAGAUAUGAUGUAUAGCCUCUGUGGCCUUUAUGCUGUACUUUUAAUGUACAUAUUUCUGUCCUGUGUGAUGUGUACAUUCCACUGUUGUUUUUUUAAAAACACACAUUGAAAGGCUUCUGCCUCAUGGAAGAUAGAAUAUAAAAUAAAAUGUUCCUUGUCUCUUG
Molecule: messenger RNA, 4035 nt
Organism: Echinops telfairi (small Madagascar hedgehog)
Lineage: Eukaryota; Metazoa; Chordata; Mammalia; Afrosoricida; Tenrecidae
Gene: WNT5A
Product: Wnt family member 5A
Exons: 5
Coding region: 142-1224 (360 amino acids)
Biological process (GO): canonical Wnt signaling pathway; multicellular organism development; neuron differentiation
Cellular component (GO): extracellular region
Molecular function (GO): frizzled binding; cytokine activity
Source: RefSeq, a predicted model, not a curated record